Molecule: messenger RNA, 3961 nt
Organism: Trematomus bernacchii (emerald rockcod)
Lineage: Eukaryota; Metazoa; Chordata; Actinopteri; Perciformes; Nototheniidae
Gene: mfhas1
Product: malignant fibrous histiocytoma amplified sequence 1
Molecular function (GO): protein binding
Source: RefSeq, a predicted model, not a curated record
UCUGACGCAGUGAUCUCCACUCCCUGCAGGAAGAGAAACCAGGCUGCGGAGCUCCAGGAAAACACGCAGAUUUUACCCGGGGAAGAGCUCCAGAGGACGGCUUGAGAAGAACCAUGAGGCCCGGGAGCAGCGAGGAGAGAGACCCGGGAUCUGGAGCUCAGAGAGCGGACUGAUCCCGGACCUGUACCCGGAGUCUGGAGCUCAGAGAGCGGACUGAUUCCGGACCUGUACCCGGAGUCUGGAGCUCAGAGAGCGGACUGAUCCUGGACCUGGUCCCGGAGUCUGGAGCUCAGAGAACGGACUGAUCCUGGACCUGUACCCGGAGUCUGGAGCUCAGAGAGUGGCCUGAUCCUGGAUCUGAUCCCGGAGUCUGGAGCUCAGAGAGCGGACUGAUCCCGGAUCUGAUCCCGGUUUGUGUUCAUUGCGUUCGGGCAGCAGGAGGGGAGGAUGCUGCACACGCUGCCGGAGAAAGGCUGCGUUUCACCGGGACUAUCUCUGAGAUUAACCCCCGCUCUGGAUCCUCCAUGCUGCCCCGUGAAACUCUCCAUGAUAACAACAAGGUGGAGGGGGGGACAUAAAGAGUUCAUCUCUAUGAAGCUGAAGUGAAGCCCAAACACAGGAGCGGGAGGACCCGGAUGUGGGCCCACAGAGCAUGCGCAGUGAAGGAAUGGAGCGCGUAAAUAACGCUGGAUUCAGAUUUGAGUGACUUUUUCACCCUGAGGAUUUAUAUAAGGGCUACACAGAGCUCGUGCUGGGGAGAUUAUUCAGAUAAACAAUGUAAGUCAAUGGUGAAAAAGUAUUUUUGGGGCAACAUGACGUCACGGGAGAUGUAGUCCCACCGUUUGGCCACUACGAAUAUUUGCUUCACUUCCUGGUGCUUUUGCUUUACUCCGAGAUACCCCCAAAACAUGCUGCCCCCCCUAUGAAAACCGUCCAUGACAACAAGGAGGAGGAGGAGGGCCCCCCAGUGCAGGAGGGCCCCCCCGUGGAGGAUGGCCCCCCCAUGCAGGAGGACCUGAAGGCGGCUCAGAUGUGGCGCGACGCAGCUCUGAGGUCCAGGAAGCUGCGCAGCGACCAGAGGAACCUGACCCUCAGCUCCAAAGAUAACCAGAUCAUCUUCCCAGAGGACGUUUCACAGGUGGAGGUCCUGAACCUGGGGAACAACUCCCUGAAAGACCUCCCUAACGUUCUGGGGUCCAGCCUGAGCAACCUGCGGGUCCUGGUUCUGCGCAGGAACCGGUUCUCCCUGGUUCCCCGGGUGGUUCUGGAGCUGGAGCGCCUGGUGGAUCUGGACCUGAGUCACAACCUCCUGCUGGGUCUGCCUGAAGACCUGGACCUGCUGAAGAACCUGAAGAAGCUCUGCGUGAGCCACAACCAGAUCCUGGUGCUGCCCAAUGAGAUCGGAGCGCUGCAGGUCCUGGAGGAGCUGGAUCUGAGCUUUAACUCCCUGCAGGUCCUCCCUCAGACCCUCAUCAGGCUCUCCAGGCUCAGGACUCUGGACGCGGACCACAACAAGCUGCCCCAGUUCCCCCCUCAGAUCCUGGCCCUGGGCGACCUGGAGGAGCUGGACCUCUCUGGGAACCGGUUCAAGACCCUGCCCUCGGACAUCCUGAAGCUGCGGAGCAUCAAGAUCCUGUGGCUCAGCAGCCUGAACCUGGUCCAGCUGCCGGACUCCUUCUGUCUCCUGGAGCAUCUGGAGAGCCUGAUGCUGGACGGGAACCAGAUCUCCGCCCUGCCGCAGGACUUCAGCAGGAUGCAAACACUCAGGAUGCUGAACCUGUCCUCCAAUCAGUUCCAGGACUUCCCCGAGGUGAUCCUGAGCCUCUCUGGGCUGGAGGAGGUCUACCUGAGCCGGAACAGACUGAUCCAGAUCCCAGAGGAGCUGGGGGGUCUGCGGAGGCUCAACAACCUGUGGCUGGACAACAACUGCAUCACCUUCCUGCCCGACUCCAUCGUGGACCUGGAGCGCCUCGAGGAACUGGUCAUCCAGGGGAACCAGAUCGCUAUCCUGCCGGAGAACUUCGGGAAGCUGUCCAGGGUCAACAUCUGGAAGGUGAAGGACAACCCUCUGAUCCAGCCCCCCUACGAGGUCUGCAUGAAGGGGAUCCCCUACAUCGCGGCCUACCAGAAGGAGCUGGCGGACUCUCAGCUGGCCGUGAAGCCGCGCCUGAAACUGGUCCUGAUGGGGACCAAGAACUCUGGGAAGAGCCGGCUCAGGAGGAGCGUGAUGGGCCCUCAGCAGGAGGUCCAGGACCUGCAGGGGGACGGGGGCAUCGAGGUGACGGACUGGGUGGCGGACCGUGGCCUCACCUUCCUGGUCUACGAUCUGUCGGGGGACCAGGACCUCAUCAAACCCUUCCUCCUGUCCCCGGGGGCCCUGUACCUCCUUGUGGUGAACCUCAGAACCUACACCCCGAGGACCUUUUACUCCCAGGUGGGGUACUUCCUGCACCUCCUCGGGGCCAAAGUCCCCCACGCGGUGGUCCUGGUGGUCGGGACCCACUCGGACCUGUGCACCGAGGAGGAUCUGGAGGAGAAGAGUCUGGACGUCCAUCUGCAGAUUGGCCUCCAGGAGCUCCAGGACCUGCAGGUGCUGAAGGCUGAAGUCCUGCAGGUGGACCGGGCCAUGCAGCAGGGCUUCAGUGUCCGGUCCUCCAGCCCUCACGUGGUCUUCUACGGGGUCUCGGACCAGAACUUGAGGCGCAGGAAGUCCCAUUUGCAGUACAUUCUGAACCACCGUCUGCAGGUCCUGUCACCCCUGCUGAGGACGGGGGUCCACAGGAACCAGAGGCUCAGAGAGAAGCUCCUGCAGGUUGCCGAGCAGCGCCAGAUCUUCCCCAACCUUCAUCAGGUUCUUCCUCGGUCCUGGCAGGUUCUGGAGGAUCUGCACCUGAAGGCCCCCCAGCUGUGGCUGUCCUGGUGGGACUCUGCCCGGCUGGGUCUGCAGGCGGGCCUGACGGAGGACCGGCUGCAGAGCGCCCUCUCUUACCUGCACGAAUCAGGGAAGCUGCUCCACUUCGAUGACUGCCCCCCCCUGAAGGACUACGUCUUCCACAACCUGCCGCGGUUCUUCCAGAUCCUGAACCGGUUCUUCAUGGUCCUGGAACCGAAGACGCCCAGAAACCUGCAGAGGGAGGAGCUUCUGCAGCGCCUGCUGUCUGAGGGUGGAGGAGGUCAGGUGAUGGAGGAGAGGGGGGGGGAGAUCCUGAUGAAGGAACAGCAGCUGGAGGUGUUCCUGCAGGACGGCCUGCUCUCCUCCCCCCUCAUCCAGACCCUCCUGGGGCCCCUGAUCCAGACCCAGCAGGACCUGGUGCUGGUGAUGGAGCUGCUGCAGAAGAUGGGGGUCUGUUUCUGCCUCAACAGGACCCAGAACAGGACUCUAAACGGGACCCAGACUCAGACCCAGACUCAGACCCAGACUCAGACCCAGACCCAGACCCAGACCCAGACCCAGACUCUGAAUGGGGGCCCGGUCUGGUACCAGUUCCCCAGCUAUGUGAGAGUUGAUGCUCCACAGGGGGGCCCCUCGCUGCCCCCCCUCUCUGUAGAACAGCUCCACAUCCAGUACCGUUUCCACUUCCUGUUCCCCCCCGGUCUGUUUGAGCGUUUCUCCGUUCAGAUUAACGGCCACGUGGUGCAGCGCUCUGACGGGAGGGACCGGGUGGAGGCGUACCGAGGGAAGGUCCCAGUGCUGGUGACCCGGCAGCGGGGGGGGGGGGGGCGGAUCUGAGGGGGGGGCGCUCUGGUCUGAGGGCGGGGUCCCCUGAUCAGAGGGGGGGGUCUCUGAGCCUCGCCUCCCACGCCUCGCUGCCCAACAUCUGGACGGCCUGGCAGGCGCUGAGCCCCCUGAUGGAGGAUCUGAACGCGCUGCUGAGGGAGUGGCCCGGACUGCUGACCUCUGUCCACAUCCUGUGCUCCAAGUGCCUGAAGAGAGGGGCCCCGACCCCCCACGCCUUCCCAG